This is a messenger RNA of Paracoccidioides brasiliensis Pb18, 993 nucleotides long. RefSeq lists its product as uncharacterized. The record is from RefSeq and is a predicted model, not a curated record. The transcript has 5 exons. The coding region runs from base 1 to 993 and encodes 330 amino acids.
AUGGCCGGAAUAAUUGACGACAAGUCUCAAUACUGCCUUCCAUUUCUUUUGGAGCAAUUGAAAUUACACGGACAAAGACAUGCACAUGAUUCCAAUCCUCCGCCCUUCUUCGUCGGACUUAAUGGCGUCCAAGGUGUGGGGAAGACAGUUUUGGUCGCCAUACUGCGCUCCACCCUCUCUUCUCCACCAUAUAAUCUCCCCACGAUAGCCUUCUCCCUUGAUGACAUCUAUCUCAACCAUACAGAUCAACUACGCCUGGCUGCCUCGCAUCCUUCAAACCCCCUCCUCCAACACCGUGGCCAGCCCUCCACGCACGACAUCCCUCUUGGCAAGUGGAUUUUCAGUUCCCUCCGCCGAGGAUUACCCACCAAAAUACCUGCAUAUGAUAAGUCGGCUUUUAAUGGACAGGGUGAUCGAAUUCCGGAAAGCAGGUGGGAGAUCGUCAACGAUGUUUCUGCUGGCCAAAGGCCGGUUAAGGUGGUGAUAUUCGAGGGUUGGUGUGUUGGGUUUCGAGCUCGUCCGGAGGAAGAAAUUCGCAAGGUGUGGGAGUAUGCUGUGCAACAGUGUAAACAGGAUUUAGUGGGGUACAGGGGUCGACUGGGAUAUGUUAGGUUUGAAGAUGUAAAGGUGAUCAAUGAUGCGUUGAGGGGCUAUGAUGCUUUUACUGAUGAUGCUGAGGAUACCCAUUUCGUAUAUGACUGGCGCCAGGAGCAAGAGCAAAACCUGAUUGCGGUGAAGGGGUCGGGAAUGACAGUUGAGCAAGUUAAUAAGUUUGUUGAUGGAUACUAUCCCUCGUACGAACUUUUCACGAAAACCCUUCGCAAAGGGGUAUUCGCACCCAGACAAGAGUCCGGCCAGCCUGAGUCGUCUGAUGAUUCGUGGAGAGGUAGACAGUUACGGCUGAUUGAUACUGGGGCCAGAGGGGAAGCAAGUGAAUAUCAGCCUGAAAUUUUCACCCUCAUCGUAGACACAGAAGAUUUCUCCGUCGAAUGA